AUGGAUCUACUGCAUGCCAAGGUCAAUGUGAGCCGAUCUUGUUUUAACACGAACAGAAACUCUGUGCAAGGAAGUUCAAUAAACCACACAACACCGAACAGCACUGAGUACGUUAUUCAAGUUGUCUACCCAGCAAUGAAGUUGAUUUUGGUUUUUGCUUUCGUUUUUUCUCUCGGCUCGUUAACGCUGUUGGCGGAGAGUAUUCCCCGGCAAGAAGACACCCAAGGGCUGGAGUCAAAGCAGAAUGAUCCCUCGGUAAAUUACCGUUCUGAUUCGCUGAACAGGCUGAAGAGAGAAAUCGCCUCAGGUUUGUUGAUUCAUCACCGCACUCAAAGUCCUUUGAUCGUUUCGGUGAUCUUCUUUCUAGUUUCGUCACACUCAUUCCCUCGCUUGGCUCUCAUUUUUUUGUAGAACUCCCUCGGCCGUCGCGCUCGGCUUUCACAUAGUCCCACAGCUCGAGUUUUGGGCAAGUCUCGGUUUUCUCAGACUAUAAAUCAGAUCUCUAGCUUUUCUCUGAGAUAUAUGAUUACAGUGUAUCGUAACUGAAAUUAACUACCUUAUUGGUCCUUUAUUUCGCAGGUCUUUCAAAGUAAAAGUAUUUCCGCGUUUUUGGCGAUUGAAAAAAGAAAUGGCGAAAUUAAAGACCCCCAAUUAAAAUCGUCGCGAAAUUUUAACACGCUUAAUUUGUAUAGGUAAUACCCAUAAAGAAAAUUCAAAUCACAGAAAAAAAUAUUAACAUAGCAACAACAUAUACAGGCCGUAUUGACAAAUACACAAUUGUUAACUAGUUUUACUGGUCGGUCCAUUUUCUAUCUUCGGUGGUGAAAUAACGUUAAUAGACCUUGUCAUGAUUUUCGACGCCAUCUUGACGAGUAGGCAAACGUGUGAGAAAUUACAGUGUUUGUAUGAGAAUCUACUGUCGAAUAAUUCCACAAAACGGCUAUUCUGAAAAAAAUAUCAAUCGUAAACUAACGCUACAAAGCAAAGGAUUGCACUAAAACGUUUUGGAGGCGUAUCUGUGCUUAAAUUUCUCCAGAGGCUUGCUUUAGGUUUUCCAUAUGUUUUUCUGAAAUUUUUCCCGGGACUUUCUUGCAGACAAAUGUAUCGAUGGUUUUCACAGUGACGUCAUCAGAUUGCAAAGUCAAAAAGGCGCGGUUUUACGAAUUUUUAUUGACACUAGGUUGAAUAGAAAUAGAAAAUAAAUCUUUGUACAAGUUUCCAGCCCCGAAGCAUGUUUCAUUUCGAAUUAUUAAAAUGCAACAAUUUGAACUUCCCAGUUUUCACAUUGCAUGACACCAAAAUAGGAAUGCUGUCUCAUUGAAAAAAGUCUCUUCUCUUGAUUUUCAGCAGUUUAUAACCAUUUCAAGUAUUAAAAGAUGUGUUUAUGCGCACGUAUGCUAGCUCUCGAGUGAAAAGGAAGAGCUUUUAUAGAAAAAAAGAACUCCAGAUGUUUUUGUUGAUUUCCGGCGGCCAUAUUGGUCGACAGUCACGUCUGUCCACCAAUAUGGCGUCUCCAUACAAUGCUCCACAAAGGUGCGUGAAAACGGUUUCGGCAAAUAACUCAGAAACUGUGGACCACAAAGAGCUGAGAUUUGGGCAAGUUGUUUACAUAUUAGUUUUUUUAUAACAUUUCAUUUUCUUGGCUUCUUCCACUGGACGGUUUCCAAUUUAUUUUUUUGUGCCGUUUUUAUUGCGUGAGAGUGAAAACGAAGAAUAGGAAAUCUUAAAAAAUGGUUCUAGGUAUUCUAGAGCAUGUAACACCCUCAAUUCCUUCAGUAAAAUCCUUUGGAGUGAUGCUUUAAUUUACAAUUGAUAUUUUUUCAGAACAGCCGUUCUACGGAAAUUAUUCGACAUUAGAUUCUAAUGCAAACACUUUAUAGUUAUUUCUCACGCGUUUGCCUACUCGUCAAGAUGGCAUCGAAAAAAACUGUGACAAGGUCUAUUUGCAAAGAUUUUACACAUUGGUUGUUCCAGCAUGUCUAGAAACUGUAAAAAGUUCAGGCAAUUUGAAAAAUAGAAUGAGGUUGAAAACGCUUAAAUCGCGAAAUUUAAUGCGUCUUUUUCAAAUUUGCCUGUUGAAAGCACGAAAAUAUAACCCCCUGAAAUACUCUCGUCAAAAUCGCUAAGUUUGGUACCAAUAAGGUACGAAACUCAAGAGAAAGUCUUUUCACAUUCUUGGUAAAGUCCCAAGGAAGGUUUGAACGAGCCUCUUAUUAACCGCGCAAUCUACGCUUAAAAACACCCAACCCAAGCCAUGAUAAUUUUUUUAAAUCUAUUUAAAGUUCGCGCGCGUGCUGCGAAGGUUAUUUUUGUCUGUUGUUUCCAUGUACCGCGCGGUCUAUUUUCACGUGAACGUGACAUGUUUCGCCGCCAAACAUUUGAAGUUUGACAACCAUUAUAGUAAUUAGCGCCAGGAGCAGAUACUAAUCGGCUCCUGUUGUUGAAAUGUUUUUGAUCAGCGCCUUCCGCGCAUAAUUUAGGAAUGAAUUUUAUUUACAAAGGGAUUGCAGUAUUGGAGUCAAAAUUUCACUUUGAGAUUAAAGAUUGAGAUUUUUUAUUGGUAGCCUCAUUUAAAGUAAUGAAUAUUGAAUUCUGACACAAUGUGAAAGCCAAAGGCAAAGGUUAUCACGCGCGAAACACGAAACUUUUAAUAAGUGGCUGGCUUUAAUUGUUUAUGCAAAUGUGCAAGAUGUAUUUUCUCUUUUUCCAAGAAUAUUUUUCGUUCAGAAACAGUACAUUUGCUUUUAACAAUUAUUCUUGAGAGUUUCAAACUUCUUAAUGUCUAAUACUUGCGUUUGAAUAUUUCGCUGUGCAAACACAACUCAGGUUAGAUGCUUCAAGCUGUUAAACAGUCGCUAACCUGGAUGCCAGAGCGUUUUGAUGCGCGGUUUCCGGCUUCGGUCAAUUCUUUAUAGUGAGCGGUGUGCCCACAUUUGUCUAGCGCCCUCACAAAACUCAAAUGUUUGGCGGCCAAACAUUCAUGUUUGAACCCACUUUGAACCUAUUUUCUCGUUACGUGUCCAUGGUUGGAUCCAAACGACGGUAACACAGCUCGCGGGUGUGUGUGGAUGGCGCCGGAAGAGACAGUUGUCGUUCAAUAAGCAGUUUUCGCCUAGUGGGAACCGCUUUCUCCUGCGAACUCCCACAGGCCAGGACCGUUUGCUUUUCGUCAGCUACUCCGGCCAGAUUAUUCCACGUAUAAAUCUUUUGAUUCGUCGACGAAAGUAAUACCAAGUUUGCACGGCAUAUCGCUUGCUGCGCGUGAUCGGCAGUGAAACGAAUUACCCGCCAAGUUUAAAAUUACAUGACGCCACUCUAACCGACCAAUAAGGUGGCGUCCUUAAAAUAACCACGCAGUAUGACACAGAACCAAGAAUAGAUUGAAAAUAAUUUUCAUGGGAAGAGGGUCAUGUAUGGGGGAUUCGCUCCCUUAGAUCAUUCUCUCUUACCCAAGCCGAUUCCAUCAGUUUGAAGCUCUUUGCCUUAAACGAAGAUUUUCUUAUGUAAUAUUUUCUUGACACCUCAGUUAUAGGUUUUGACUUGAUAAUUCGUUUUAAAAUGAUUUUAACGAGCAUUUCUAUUAUAUUUCAUUUUAUUGUUUAUAUAAGUGGCAUUUUGCAUAUUAAUUCACUAGGUUUAUUUUACAAGUGCAACUACUUUUGAAUUUGAAGUCAAUAAUGACAUGAGGACAUCAAAACUUCAUUACACAUUACAAUAUCGCUGAUUUUUACUCUCAAUUGUUUUCUUUAAGCUUCCGCUGUGGGAAUUUAAUAUCUAGAUUCUUUAACUAAUUGCUUCUCCUUAUAAUUAUCAUAAACUCAAGCCUUACAUGUUAAAGCAGCUAGAAAACUCGCAAUCCUGCGCUUGUACCUUACUGCAACCCUCCAAAGUUGCAGCCCGCUUUCUCUACUCCAAUUUACCUUGGGUAAGGCAGUGAAUGCUACACAAUUUCCUUGUUUGUAUAUCGUAUACUGUAUGUACAAAAAUGUUUCAAUUAUUGACCUGGGGGGUGUAAAAAGGUAUACUUUGAUUACCUUCUGCUUAAAGAGGGGGUUCUAAGCGUUUUUAAACAAAUAUAGAAACUGUUGUGCUUAUUUUAUCGAGAAGUCUCAAAAAAAUUCCAAGAGGAUAAUUGAAUUUAAUUUCAAAUUAAAAAUCAAUUGUUCUUUCAGUUGGCUGGCGCAAAGUAAAUAAAUGGGCAGUAUGUUUUGAAGCAAAAGGCAGCCAGUUUGGAAGAUUUUACGUUCCGGGGGGAAGAUUAGCUUCCGUAAAGCUGGUUCAUCUGUACGGAUACGUGUCUUGUAACACUGCAGGUCCAACUUUCUGGUCCUACUGGGGCUGUGGUGACAAUCCGUGGAACGGGUUAAACACUCAAGUCAAUGUUGUCAUCACAGAUUCAAACAACCACAUUCUACUCCCGCCAAGUCAGUUCCUUAAUACUAAGAUUACCAGCUUAAAGUGGUACAAGGUUCCCGGAUAUAAUUCCCUCUCACCAGAGCUUGUUCUGCACUUCUUUACGUCUCCCAAAUGGGUCCAUCCGAACCAAGAAUUACGCGUGUGGUACGGUGAAAACUUGGUCAAGCAAAACGGAGAUAACGGAGGAAAAGUGUGCGCUGAUGUCUAUGCUCUCUUUGUGUGA
This is a messenger RNA of Porites lobata, 4639 nucleotides long. The record is from the annotation of a GenBank genome assembly. Lineage: Eukaryota; Metazoa; Cnidaria; Anthozoa; Scleractinia; Poritidae.